CUCCCGUCAGUUCAGCUGGUUUGCUUGUUUUCAUUUCAUGCAGCUGUGAUACAUGUUUGAUUAAAAGCCGCGUGUCCCCCAAACUGGAAAUUUAUUUCCGAAGGAUGAAGCAACAUUGUGGAAAUUCCGAAACGGACCAGCACCUGCGGCUGAUGCUGCUGCAGCUGGACAAGCGUCUGGUGGAGCUGGGCCAGGAGAUGGGCUUCCAGGAGAACCUGAACCGGGAGCUGAGCCAGCUGAGGAGGGAGCUGGAGGAGAGCCUGGAGGAGAGAGAGGACCGCCUCGCACAGGCACACGAGACAAUCAGCUCCUUGGAGAGGGAAAAGCAGAAUCUACUACAGCAGCUGCAAGAGAUCCGGAAUCAGAACGAGAAUGAGAGCAGCGACCAAGAGGAGAAAAGACAGCCAUGCCCCCACUCUCCCCAGUCAGACAGCGAGGACAAUGACAAGGCAGGUGUAAGCUCUCCAAACCCAGACGCCGAUGCGCACCCUUCAACGUCCACUUCCACAGAGUCCACCAGCCCAACCCCACCACCUCCCCUGGUACCUCCCAGGAUGGCCUCCCUAUCAGUCAGCUUGGUGGACUGCAGAGACAAGCUGGAACCAAAUGGAUGUGUGAACAUAGCCAAACACGGACACUUGUUUCCCUGAUGAGAAUUAGGUGCAAUAGAGAGUCAUCUUCUCCCUGGGAGGAGAACUUUAUUAUACAGUGCUCUGUCAGAGUUCAACUUUUUCAGAUCAUCGAGUAACAUUUAAAUAUUAAAGUUCUCUCAAGUAAACUAUUUUAAGUUUUCUUGAUCUGAAAUACUUAUGAGUGACAAAGAUGCAAAAAGGGGUAAGGAAUCAGUAAUGGGCUUAGUACUUUUGCACAGCACUGUAUAAAAAGAUAAAGUGAUCUAGCUAGAAUCUCACUGGUAAUAUACAUAUACACACACAUUCACGAUUUGAACUGUGAACACAGCCUGGCAUAGAUACUUGUUUCCCUGAGGUCAGUAUCCAAGGAGCAUUUUGGUGAAGAAAGCUGGGGGGGAUAGGAGCUGUUAAGUAACAUCAGUGCAGUUGCAUCAAUAAGUCAAUGAAAGGUCCUUGCCCUUACCUGCCAUUAAAACGAGUGAGUUAGCAAAGGUGUUGGGUUCCAAACCUGGAAGGGAGGAAGAUCCCUCCCUCACUCCCUAAAAAGUGUACUCCUGCAGUCUGUCAUUCCUGAUUGGAGAGGCUUAUUCAAAACCAUCGAAAGCCAGACGGGGAGCUCUAAAACAAGGCUUCCUAGAGGUAUUCUAGUCCCUUAAUGAAGGACUGUGCCUCAUAGGCAAAUAUGUAAAUAUUAAGUGUAACUUGUACUAAUAGUACUUAUGUACAAAUAAAUAAAAUACGUUUUCGGCUUAGAA
Engraulis encrasicolus (European anchovy) is the source of this 1387-nucleotide messenger RNA. Its product is annotated as protein enabled homolog. The transcript is spliced from 5 exons. The record is from RefSeq and is a predicted model, not a curated record. Lineage: Eukaryota; Metazoa; Chordata; Actinopteri; Clupeiformes; Engraulidae. Bases 105 to 650 code for a protein of 181 amino acids.